Messenger RNA from Gadus morhua (Atlantic cod), 1586 nucleotides. RefSeq names its product sarcoglycan zeta (gene sgcz). Lineage: Eukaryota; Metazoa; Chordata; Actinopteri; Gadiformes; Gadidae. Gene Ontology annotation, biological process: cardiac muscle tissue development; heart contraction. The coding region runs from base 606 to 1571 and encodes 321 amino acids. The transcript has 8 exons. Gene Ontology annotation, cellular component: sarcoglycan complex; sarcolemma. The record is from RefSeq and is a predicted model, not a curated record.
GAUCUCUGGCGGUUUGCCGCAUGGAAGCCGCCCAGGCAGACAGGCAGGGAAGCAGGCAGACAGGUAGCAGGCAGCAGGCAGACAGGCAGCAGACAGAGCAUCGUCUGUCUGAUUCGGGGUUCCGUCGCUGCAGAGCUGAGGCGACUUUUCUCCCGCGGGAUCCAGCGGACCGGAGACCCCCGCUUCAGCCCGGGAAUCCACCGAGCAGUGGGCUGACAGCUCCCCUCAGAACGAAGCGUGUCUCCGAGAAACCGACACACACUCCGCACGCACCAGGAGAAACACCUGAGCACCGUGAGAUGGAGUCCUGAUCCGUCCGCACAGCGGGGAUUCAGAGAGUACACCGUUCGCUCGGCCAGCGGGAGACCGGGAUCGGAAGAACUGGACCGGGAGACCUGUAACGGGAGACCGGGGCCGGAAGACCUGUACUGGGAGACCGGUACCGGGAUGUUGGGCUUAGUUUGGGUAACGGACGGUGACUGCAGCUUUAAUUCCUAAAUCGCAACUUGGAGGACAUUGUUUCCGCUCCUUUUCCCCGUCUCGCGGGACUCCUCCGGGCUCCGUGGGCUCGUGAUUUACCCGAGCAUUGCGCGUCGUCUGCAGGGAUGGACCAGGCGACGUCUCUGGACAUCGAGGCGCUCAAGCUGACCCAGGAGCAGUACAUCCUGGCGGCGCAGCCAAACACGCUGCAGCAGAGGGGGUCAUCGAUGUGUGGCGCGCCGGUCUACCCAAACGUGGGCAUCUACGGCUGGAGGAAGCGCUGCCUCUACUUUUUCAUCCUGCUGCUCCUGGUCACUAUGAUCGUCAACCUGGCCCUCACCAUCUGGAUCCUCAAGGUUAUGAACUUCACCCCGGACGGCAUGGGGAAGCUCCGCGUCACUAAGGAGGGCGUGCGUCUGGAGGGCGAGUCGGAGUUCCUUCAUCCGCUCUACGUCAAAGAGAUCAGGUCACGCAGGGACAGCCCGUUGGUCCUGCAGUCAGACAGGAACGUGACAGUGAACGCCAGAAACAACCUGGGACAAGUAACUGGUCAGCUCACCGUUGGCUCAGAGAUGGUGGCGGCCCAGUGCCAGAGGUUCGAGGUGAGGAGUGCAGACGGAGGCAGGGUCCUCUUCUCAGCCGACGAGCAGGAGAUCAGCAUCGGGACGGAGAAGCUCAGAGUCACAGGAGACGAAGGCGUGGUGUUUGGCCAUUCUGUGGAGACGUCGCAUGUCAGAGCUGAACCCUUCCAGGACCUCAAGCUCGAAUCGCCCACCCGGACCCUGACCUUGCAGGCCCCUCGGGGGGUGGAGAUCAACGCCGGUGUGGGAGACUUCCAGGCCUCCUGCAGAAAGGACCUUCUACUCCAGUCCUCAGAAGGAGAGAUCUUCCUGGAUGCCAUCACCAUCCGGUUGGGCAGCAUUCCCCACGGCAGUGCGGUGGACCCCCUGGAGGGCGCGCCGGCCGGGACCACCUACACCAAACAGACUGUGUACGAGUUGUGCGCCUGCGCCAACGGCAAGCUGUACCUGUCACCGGCGGAAAAGGGCUCCACCUGUCAGACCACCAGUAAUUUCUGUCUAUGGAGCUGAGAACGGAGGGGGUGG